AUGGAUGGCUACCACCCAGAUUGUAGUUGGGUAUAUGAUAGACUUUAUGUUCAACGAGGGGGGUUCAAAUCAGCAUUUGCAAAAGGUGUUGAAGAGUUUAUAACAAAGGCAAUAAGUCGUAAUCAGUUUGUAGAAGAUGGUGGCAUCAGAUGUCCUUGUCACAAUUGUAUGUGUAGCGGUGUAUUGUCUGCAAGUGAAGUCAAAAUUCACUUGUAUAGGUUUGGGUUCCAACCAAAUUAUUGGUAUCGAACUCAGCAUGGUGAAGAAGCCCCACAUAUUGACCCAGAAAAUGUUCCAAGUAGUAGUGGAUAUAUUGAUAACGAUGAUCCAUUUACGUUAAUGCAACAUAUGGUCGAUGAUGCAUUUGGUCCAACUUAUGACUUCCAAAAUAUGGGUGAUGAGGGCAACGAGGAAGAGAUUAAUGAAGAGCCUCCAAAUGAGGAUGCUCAAGACUUUUAUGAUUUGUUAACUGCUGCAAACAAACCCUUAUAUGAGGGGGCUUCUGAUUCAAAACUUUCAAUAUGCGUGAAACUUUUAGCUUGCAAAUCAAAUUGGAAUGUUCCGCAGAAAUGUCUUGAUUUCUUUGCAACCAUGCUUGUAGAUGUGUGUCCUUUUAAGGAUUCACUUCCAAAAAAUUUUUACCAAGCGAAAAAACUGGUGACAAUGCUAGGAUUGAAGUCUGAGAAAAUUGAUUGUUGUGUUAAAGGGUGCAUGUUGUACUACAAAGAGAAUAGUGCAGAUAUAGAGUGUAGGUUUUGUCAUGAACCCCGAUAUGUUCCUCGUAAGCCUGGGAUAGGUAACCACAAAGACAUUCCAGUUAAGAGGAUGUUCUAUAUGCCAAUCACUCCUAGGUUAAAAAGAUUGUAUGCAUCAACGGAAACUGCUGCCCAAAUGAGAUGGCAUCAACAUAAUAGAUCAAGUUCAGGCAUUUUACGUCAUCCAUCUGAUGGGGAAGCUUGGAAUCAUUUUGAUGCAAGGUAUCCAGACUUCGCAAAUGAACCAAGAAAUGUAAGGCUUGGGUUAUGUUCUGAUGGCUUCACGCCAUACAUUCAGGCAUCUUCAUCCCCAUAUUCUUGUUGGCCUGUUGUUGUGACCCCGUAUAAUCUCCCGCCUGAAAUGUGCAUGACUAAACCAUUCAUGUUUUUGACUUGUCUCAUACCUGGACCAUCUAACCCAAAAGCAAACAUUGAUGUGUAUUUACAACCAUUAAUAGACGAGCUUCAACAAUUGUGGAGUGAAGGGGCUUUGACUUAUGAUAUUUCCAUGAAACAAAACUUUGUAAUGAGGGCAACCUUAAUGUGGACAAUUAACGAUUUUCCUGCUUAUGGCAUGUUAUCUGGAUGGAGUACCCAAGGUAAGUUGGCAUGUCCGGUAUGUAUGGAUGGAAAUAAGGCUUUUACUUUAAAAUACGGUGGCAAAAAUUCAUGGUUUGAUUGUCACCGUCGUUUCUUACCUCAUAAUCAUGCAUUUAGAAGAAGUAAAAAAGGGUUCCCUAAAAAUAGGGUUGUGAAGGAUGAACCUCCUCCAAUAUUGAAUGGUGAAGAAGUUUGGGGUUUGGUUCACAAUAUUCCACGAGUGAUAGAUACUGCACAUACUAAAUUGUUUGGAUAUGGAGUUAGCCAUAAUUGGACUAAACGAAGCAUAUUUUGGGAUCUUCCAUACUGGAAAGAUAAUUUAUUAAGGCAUAAUUUAGAUGUCAUGCACAUAGAAAAAAACUUCUUUGAUAAUGUGUUUAACACUGUCAUGAAUAUUAAGAACAAGACUAAGGACAACGAAAAAGCACGAAUGGACUUGGCCAUCAUUUGCCAACCUAGCGACCUGGAGUUGGUUCCACAUAACAAUGGAAAAAUGAAAAAACCUUAG
Molecule: messenger RNA, 1863 nt
Organism: Cicer arietinum (chickpea)
Lineage: Eukaryota; Viridiplantae; Streptophyta; Magnoliopsida; Fabales; Fabaceae
Source: RefSeq, a predicted model, not a curated record